Molecule: messenger RNA, 633 nt
Organism: Jatropha curcas
Lineage: Eukaryota; Viridiplantae; Streptophyta; Magnoliopsida; Malpighiales; Euphorbiaceae
Source: RefSeq, a predicted model, not a curated record
AUGUCAUUCAUGGAAGCCAUUAUAAAAAUUUCGAACUACGGGAAAUUUCUUAAAGAUUUAAUCUCAAAGAAACGUAGUUGGGAGGAUGUGUCAACAGUUACUUUGACCGAGGAUUGUAGUUCCAUAAUCUUAAGUAAAUUACCUACUAAACUUAAGGAUCCAGGGGGCUUUACCAUACCAUGUAGAUUAGGAGAGGUAGAUUUCCCUAGAUGCCUUUGUGACUUAGGAGCAAGUAUUAACUUGAAGCCAUUAUCUCUUUUUAAGAAAUUGGGUUUAGAAGAUGAAGUAAAAUGUACUAAUAUGGUUUUAAAACUUGCUGACCAAUCUAUUAAAAGACCUUAUGGCAUUAUUGAAGAUGUAAUUGAAGAUGUACUUGUUAAAGUUGACAAGUUUAUUUUUCCAACUGAUUUUGUCAUACUUGACUUUGUUUAUGAUGAGAAUUUUCCUCUUAUUUUAGGAAGACCAUUCAUGAACACAGGGAGGGCAUUAAUUGAUGUCUCAGAAGGGAAAUUAAUCCUUAGGAUAGGUGAUGAUAUCAUUGAAUUUCAUAUAGAUAAAGCCAUGAAAUGUCCUAUGGAUGAAGGUAAUUGCAUGAGGAUUGCCAUAGUUGAUACAUGUGUGCAUGAUAGUUGA